GACUCUGCUGUCGCUACAGCUGCCGUUGCUGUCCCUUCGGCCUCGGCCUUUUCUGAGUCUCCAGCACAUUGAAUAGAAAUGGAAGACUAUACAAAAAUUGAGAAAAUUGGGGAAGGUACCUAUGGUGUUGUAUAUAAGGGUCGACAUAAAACUACAGGUCAGGUGGUGGCCAUGAAGAAAAUCAGAUUAGAGAGUGAGGAGGAGGGCAUUCCAAGUACUGCAAUUCGAGAAAUUUCUCUGUUGAAAGAACUUCGUCAGCCUAACAUCAUCAGCCUUCAAGAUGUACUCAUGCAAGAUGCUAGAUUCUACCUCAUUUUUGAAUUCCUCUCUAUGGACCUCAAGAAGUACUUGGAUUCUCUUCCUCCUGGCCAGUAUAUGGAUUCUUUACUUGUUAAAAGUUAUUUGUAUCAAAUCUUACAAGGCCUUGUCUUUUGUCACUCAUAAAGAGUUCUUCACAGAGAUUUGAAACCUCAGAAUCUAUUAAUAGAUGAUAAAGGUGUAAUUAAACUAGCUGACUUUGGACUUGCACGGGCCUUUGGAAUACCUAUAAGGGUCUAUACACAUGAGGUGGUAACACUGUGGUACUGAUCUCCAGAGGUGUUGUUGG
Messenger RNA from Antechinus flavipes (yellow-footed antechinus), 607 nucleotides. RefSeq names its product cyclin-dependent kinase 1-like. Gene Ontology annotation, cellular component: nucleus. The transcript has a single exon. Gene Ontology annotation, molecular function: RNA polymerase II CTD heptapeptide repeat kinase activity; cyclin-dependent protein serine/threonine kinase activity; ATP binding. The record is from RefSeq and is a predicted model, not a curated record. Gene Ontology annotation, biological process: protein phosphorylation; mitotic G2 DNA damage checkpoint signaling; G2/M transition of mitotic cell cycle. Bases 79 to 444 code for a protein of 121 amino acids. NCBI's taxonomy places the organism in Eukaryota, Metazoa, Chordata, Mammalia, Dasyuromorphia, Dasyuridae.